This is a messenger RNA of Gastrolobium bilobum, 975 nucleotides long. RefSeq lists its product as uncharacterized. NCBI's taxonomy places the organism in Eukaryota, Viridiplantae, Streptophyta, Magnoliopsida, Fabales, Fabaceae. Bases 1 to 975 code for a protein of 324 amino acids. The record is from RefSeq and is a predicted model, not a curated record. The transcript is spliced from 9 exons.
AUGGAGAAGUACGUCAUUGGUUUACUGUCGGGAGUUGGGGAAGUGUGUGAGCAUCUGGUUUCCGGCAGGAAGACAAAGAUGAUCGUGUUAGAACUCGACAAUCUCAGGGGUCACAAGCUGGAAUGCACAUUGUGGGAGCAUUAUGUGGAUGAGGUACAAACUUUUUUGGCAAGCAAUGACACUCCUCAUAAGGUGAUGAUUGUUCAACUAGGGAGGAUAAAGGGUUUUAGGGGUAAAAUCAGAGUGACGAAUACAAAAUAUACGACCAAGAUUAUCAUGGAUUCAAAUUUGCCUGAGAUUGUGGAGUUCAAAAAAUGUCUAUCGUCUGCUGGUGUGGAAAGUAGUUUGAGGUUGACUCAAUUGUCUACUCAGUCGUCAUAUUCGUACGAAAGUGAUUUUCUUAAAGAGACCGAUAGAAAGUCAAUCAGUGAUAUCAAGUUGUGUAGUAAGGUAACCACAUGCAUCACUUAUGGGACUAAAAAAUCAAUUGAGAGCAGAUACAACUGGUGGUACCGGUCAUGCAAUAGGUGUCCAUUUUCCGUUUGUGAAGAUUUUGAAAAAUGGUACUGUAAAAACUGCCAUAAACAUUGGGAAGAUUACAUACCUAGAUUCAGUGUUCAAGUCAGAGUUGUGGAUAACACGGAUUCUGCUUCUUUUUUGCUGUUUGAUCGAGACUGUGUUACUUUGUUGGGAAUGAGUGCUGCUGAGUUGCGUGAGUUGCAUUUCAAAAGGGGUGCUGAUGCAGAAGAGUAUCCCGAGCAACUAAAUGUUCUGAAUGAAAAAUCCAUGCUGUUUAAGAUUAAUGUGAAGGAAAAAAAUUUGAACGUGUACAGUGAGCCAAAAUAUCAAGUAUCUAAGAUUUGUAUCAGCGAGGAGAUAAUCACAGCAUUCCUGAAUGAUUUGGUUGACCCCAAUGUACGAUGUCAAACUGUUCAUAUGAGGUUCGAUGCUGAAGCGUAUACAAAUUCUCAAUGA